Geodia barretti is the source of this 270-nucleotide messenger RNA. The record is from the annotation of a GenBank genome assembly. NCBI's taxonomy places the organism in Eukaryota, Metazoa, Porifera, Demospongiae, Tetractinellida, Geodiidae.
AUGUUCGUGGCGAUCGACCCGGCUGCCGUACUGCGAUUUCGCAUCGUUGAGAUGGAACGCAAGCAACCGAUCCAAUCCGACAAUUUGAUCGAAUUGAUCAAACGUCUGGUGAUAGUCAUCCUCCGUCCGCAAAUCGUAUCCCGCUGCGAAGACGUGACAGGUAUCGAAACAGACACCCAACCUUUCAGGAUAUUUCGAUUCAUCUAUAAUCUCACGCAGGUGCUCAAAGCAGUAUCCCAGAUUCGUUCCUUGCCCCGCCGUUGUCUCUAA